AGAGCAUACGAUUUUUACAGAGCUUUCCCUUAAGGCAUUCAACAAGAUGCCUGAAUUUUUGAGCCGCGUUAAUGAGUUUCUGCACCAUGAACUGGAAGAAGAGGAACACCAUGGGCAUAUGAGUUUCGAGGAACAAGAGCAACACCAUGAUCAGAUGAGUUUCGAGGAACCUGCAGUGAAGACAAGUGUUAAAGGGCGCCCAAAAGCGAAUAUCCCGCAUAAAUGGUGUUAUUGGGAGAAGUAUACUGUUGGUUCAGGGAGAUCGCACAUGAGCACAUCCUCGCCUACAUAUGAUGAUAGUCGUGAGCAAAGAGGAUGGAGGACGGAUUUUCAUUCAUAUCAGUAUCGGCAAUCUAUUCCAUUUUUUAUGGUUCCUUUCGUUCGGGGGUACCUUGAUGUGAGGGGAGAUGGGAACUGUGGGUUCCGAUGUGUGGCAGGGUAUAUUCGAAAUUUAGAAGAGGAUUGGCCAUUGGUCCGAACAACUAUUAUUCAAGAUCUUAUUAAAUGGCCGGAUUUAUCUGAUCCUUCGUAUUACUAUAAUAGGGAACAAAACAUACGACGGUUAAGGUGAUUGGUAGGUGGAUACUUUCCGUCACAUUAUAUGGAAUGCACACAAGAGUUGUACGCAAUUGCUACUAUCUGGAAUGCUGUAAUUUUUCUGUUCGGUCUCGGGAAUACAUUAGACGUGGAUCUGGGUUUUUAUUAUUUGACAGUGUUGCCCCUUACUGACCGAGGAGACGCCAGAAGACCAACUUGUGAGAUUGUUCUUGUUCACCUCGACUGUGUAGAUCAUUACAUUUGUGUUGAUUUCGGUAGUGAUUUUCCUGUACCUCCUGUACAUCAUUAUUGGUUUGGGUGGCGUAACAACAAUAUUGUAGGCUGGGAAGGUGAGUACCACUCUAGGAUGACAGAGUGGAAUAGAUUAUCUAGAUCUAGUUAGUAGUUGCA
Messenger RNA from Oldenlandia corymbosa var. corymbosa, 948 nucleotides. The record is from the annotation of a GenBank genome assembly. Lineage: Eukaryota; Viridiplantae; Streptophyta; Magnoliopsida; Gentianales; Rubiaceae.